Stegastes partitus (bicolor damselfish) is the source of this 3268-nucleotide messenger RNA. RefSeq names its product retinol saturase, tandem duplicate 2 (gene retsat.2). Gene Ontology annotation, molecular function: protein kinase activity; ATP binding; all-trans-retinol 13,14-reductase activity. The transcript has 18 exons. Gene Ontology annotation, biological process: protein phosphorylation; retinol metabolic process. Bases 1 to 2724 code for a protein of 907 amino acids. Gene Ontology annotation, cellular component: endoplasmic reticulum membrane. The record is from RefSeq and is a predicted model, not a curated record. Lineage: Eukaryota; Metazoa; Chordata; Actinopteri; Pomacentridae.
AUGUGGCUCAUUGUGCCGGUUAUUUUGGUCGCUUUAGCCAUAUUUGUAUUUAAAUAUGUCUUCAGCAGCCCCGGACCCAAUCCUUUCGAAACCGACACCCGUGGACCGCUUAAGAAGAUGGUUCACGACAUGAAGGAGAAGAAUAAAGUGCUGAAACAAGGUUUUGUGGCCAGUAAAGUACCAGACAACCUGGAUGCCAUCAUCAUCGGCAGUGGGAUCGGGGGGCUUGGACUCGGAGUGCUGCUGGCCAAAGUUGGAAAGAAAGUCUUGGUUCUGGAGCAGCACGAUCGGGCUGGAGGGUGCUGCCACACGUUCACCGAGAAGGGCUUUGAGUUUGACGUCGGAAUCCACUACAUCGGGGAGUUGAUGGACCACACGCCGUCUCGCUGCAUGCUGGACCAGAUGACCAAUGGACAGCUGCAGUGGGAGCCUCUGGAGAACCCAUUUGACCAGGUGGUUCUGGGACCUCCUGAGAACCAGCGGCGGUACCCCAUCUACAGUGGCAAGACUCGCUUCCUCGAGGAGCUGAAGAAAUGUUUCCCUGGAGAGGAGAAGGCCAUCGACGAGUACUUGAAACUAGCUAAGAAAGCCGGAGAUGGUAUUUGGCUCCUGGCUCUGCUGAAGCUCCUCCCCAGCCCUGUGGCCAAGUUCCUGGUCUACACCGGCCUCGCCAAGCGUCUGUCCUUCUUCUUCAAAAUGGCCCCUCGCAGCCUGACAGAAGUGGUGAAUGAACUGACGGAGAACAAAGACCUCAGGGCUGUUUUCACCUACAUCUUCGGCACCUACGGUAACAUACCAAAAGAUGCCAGCUUUUCCAUGCACAGUCUGCUGGUCACUCACUUCUUGAACGGUGCCUGGUAUCCUAAAGGUGGAGCCAGCGAAAUUGCCUACCACAUGAUCCCCAUCAUUGAGAAGGCAGGAGGUGCCGUUCUGGUUCGAGCUCCGGUCAACCGCAUCUUAUUCAACGGUUCUCAGGAAGCUAUUGGUGUGAGCGUCAUGAAAGGUCAGGAAGAGGUCCACAUCCAUGCACCCAUGGUCAUCUCUAAUGCCGGCAUCUUCAACACCUACCAGAAGCUGCUGCCCAAAGAGCUCCAGGCCCUGCCAGCUAUCCAGAAGCAGCUGAGUAUGAUGAAGCAUGGUGAGGGUGGCCUGAGUGUUUUCGUGGGUCUGAAUGGAACCAAGGAGGAGCUGGGCCUGAAAGCAGACAACUACUGGAUCUUUGCUGAGAACAAUUUUGAUGAACUGAUGGUGAACUACAUGAAUGGAGACAGAGAAGAAUCUGCUAAAAAAGUGCCACUGGUGUUUGUCGCCUCAGCAUCGGCUAAAGAUCCCACCUGGGAGGAAAGAUCACCAGGGAAGUCUACGUUGACUGUGGUCACUUUUGCCAAGUAUGCUUGGUUUGAGGAGUGGAAGGAUGACAAAGUGAAAAACAGAGGACCUGAAUACAAAGAGCUGAAACAAGCGUUCAUUGACUCUAUUCUGAAGAUGACUAUGGAAGUUUUCCCCAAGAUCACCAGAGACAAGAUCGAGUACAUUGACGCUGGAACCCCCAUCUCAAACAAUCACUAUCUUGGAGCCAUGAAAGGUGAGAUCUACGGAGCGGAUCACGGCAUCGACCGAUUCUGCCCUGAACUCUACGCCACAGUGAGACCUCAGACUCCUCUGAAGAACCUCUACCUGACAGGUCAGGACAUGUUUUUGUGUGGUUUUACCGGCGCCAUCGCCGGAGCUCUCACCUGCGGCUCGGUCAUUCUCAACCGCAACCUCCAUCUGGAUACCAUCGUUUUGGCAAAGAAAACUAAGCGUAUGAAUGACAAAUUGAAAGGGGACUACGAGCUGCUGGCGGAGGUCGGAGUGGGAUGCUACGGUAAAGUAUAUAAGGCCAAAGAGGUCGGGGACAGACAGCGGCUCCUGGCGGUGAAGAAGUUCAGCAUCCGCGGCGAAGAUUCGGAGAGCGGCGUCCCUGCCUCCAUGAUCCGAGAGGUGGCGCUGCUGCGCAAAAUGGAGGACCUCAACCAUCCCAACGUGGUCAAGCUCUUGGAUGCCUCCGCUGUCCCAGUGGGCACCAGCCUGGACCUCACUCUGGUGCUGGAAUACAUUGACCAGGACCUGCUCACUUACCUGUCAAAGGUUCCUGCCACCGGACUGAGCCGUGAACGUGUCAAGGAUCUGAUGAGGCAGCUGCUGCAAGGUCUGGACUUCUUACACACAAACUUGGUGCUGCACCGUGACUUAAAACCAGAAAACAUUCUGGUCAGCAACCAUGGAGAGGUCAAGAUUGCAGACUUUGGACUUGCACGGAUGCACACCUUCAACAUGGCUCUCACUCCAGGUGUGGUGACACUGUGGUAUCGAGCCCCCGAGGUGCUGCUGAACUCUGCUUACAUGUCCUCGGUAGACAUGUGGAGCGCCGGCUGCAUCUUUGCUGAGCUCUUCCUCUUGAAACCCUUGUUUCAGGGAUACACAGAGGUGCAGCAGCUGCAAAAAAUCUUUGAGGUGAUUGGUUUGCCCAGCGAGAAGGACUGGCCUAAAGACACCCCGGUCCCAUACUCGCCCAGCUGGGGACCAAAAGGCUCCUCCACCAAGCUGCUGCCUAACCUGGGACCGGACGAGAACGACCUCCUAUCUCAAUGUUUGGCAUUCAGACCGAGCGGUCGCAUCUCCGCCAUCAAAGCCCUGAGCCACCCUUUCUUUGCGAGGCACCCCAAGAGUUCAGUUGAAUGAGGAAUGGAAGAAAGAAAAGCUCAACUGCUGCUGCUCUGAGCUUCCAGAAUCUACAGUCUAUACAGGCAACCAGUGCUGCGCCAUAAGAUCCAUGUUGCUCAGAGCCUGGCGUUUUUGAUGGAUUGUCCUCUAAUAGUUUUAUUUACUGAGUUGUAGUUUCUGACUUUGAUUUGCCUCCAUGUGAACGCAGGAACAGGAUUCUGCUUUUUCAUUUAAAUUUAGAAAUAUGUUGUUUAUUUCCACAAAAUGUAGUGCAACUUUGUUAUUGUUGAGUGUUUCCAUUAAAAGUAGAGAUUUGGUUUUGAUAUUUUCCACAGAGAAGAAUAUUAUGAACACCUUUAAGUUACGUUGUUUCUGUUGACUAAAGAUUUUUUACUUACAUCAGAGGAAAUGUAACGCUUUAUUUUUGAUACUUUUGUGAAGAUAUUUAUGGUGCGAUCAAUACAGAUUACACCAGUAUUUAUGUUUGUAUCCACAGAUUGUAUUUUUCUACAUGAGUUGCACUGUUCAUUUAACAAUCAUUUACAUAAAUAACUUUCUCUUG